Messenger RNA from Stylophora pistillata, 4900 nucleotides. RefSeq lists its product as uncharacterized. Gene Ontology annotation, biological process: regulation of apoptotic process; apoptotic process. NCBI's taxonomy places the organism in Eukaryota, Metazoa, Cnidaria, Anthozoa, Scleractinia, Pocilloporidae. The record is from RefSeq and is a predicted model, not a curated record.
UUGACCACGGCAACGGUUUGUGCUAUGGAAGUAAGGCGGCGCAAGCCGUUUAAGAUUUGCAACUCAGCGCGAACAAAAGCUCUAGGAAUCGUCGCAGAAAGCCUGAGAGAAGUUAAAGAAAUCGCAAGUUUAAAAUUUGGGUCGGUAGCAGCAAACUGCCGGGUUUGUCUUAACAGUGAUGGAACGGAGAUCGACAACGAAGAAUAUUUCAGCUUCCUUGAAGAUCAAACUAAACUCAUGAUUGUUUGUGGUGGAGAAGAGUGGACAGAUGACCUUUUGGGUGGGAAAGAAAAAGAAACUAACACAAAAUCAAGAAAAGGUAAAACAUUAUCAACUAGGGCAGAAGGAAGGGAGACUGAAGUUGCAAGAGAUGCCAGCAAGUUACUAGAGGUUAAAACAAAUAAGAGCAAUGCAUUUGCAACAAACUUUGCCUUAGAAAAUGGGAGCAGUGGUGAUGAUGUGUCAUUGAUUGAGCGUUUGAACCAAUUUGAGAGCCCAUUAGUAAAUAAAAGAAAGGCAACUGAGCAAGCCAAGAAAUCCACACCUCAAGGACACAAUCUGCAAGCUGUUAAUAAUUUGAUUAAGCGUCAUUCAUUGAAAGAGCAAAGAAUGGCUCAUGCGAGUGUGAGUAGCUCAAGGGAGGCUGUUUUAUGUGCAUCAACUUACGAAAGUUUAUUCACUGUGCCUAAACACUCGCGUCCAAGAAGGAAAGGAGCUUUAGAAACAUCUGCAUUGAAAGUGACAGAGUGGCUUUGUACAAAUAAUGUGUCACCAACUUUAGAUGAGCAAGACAGUGACAGCGAUGAGGGUGCCAUUGUUGUAGGCAGUAACAGUACAGUUUCAGAGGAGAAUAGAGUUGACGAAGAACCAGCCACAGUGGCCAUAAAGAGAGAUGACGGUGGGGAUUCGGAUGAUGGUGAUGAUGAUGGUGAUGAUGAUGAUGAUGAUGAGGAGGAGGAAGAGGGUAGCUCUCUCGAAAAUGAAGAUAAUGAGAGCAGUGGUUGCUGCAUGGUGGAUGUUGAUUGCAAGGAAAGACCCCCAACUGAGAGAAUGGUGCGCUUUCCUGGGAAAGAUGUCGAGUUGCAGACGUGUCGGGUUAAAAUCUACAAGCUGCCUGUUUCUUUGGGCAAUGGAAGGCCCAGAGUCGUUGAAAACUGCAAAAUUAUACCAGGAUGUUUAGCGCCAAUAAAAAUUUUACCGGAAGGCCCGAUAGUGUUUUUAAAAGAAAGAAACACAGUCACUAAAACUACUGCGGAACAAGAAGGGGAAGAAGAAGACAUUAUCGCUUUUUUGGAGGGAAAGAGAAACCAAGAAGUUAGAACUGUGGACUCAAAUAAUGUAGUGGAAGAAGGAAACAGUGUUGAUCACGAAUUUGUCGCGGAGAAAUCCUCCGAAGAGAAAUCAAAACAAAAAGAGGAAGAAGAGGAUGAUGAACAUGGUCCCGGUGUUCAAAGGUCUAUUGGUUACGGGGCGAUAAAAGAUGUAUUAGAAUUGAUGUUUGAAGGUAAUGAAACAGUGAUUCAACAGUCCAAGAGAUCAAUGGGAAACGAUGUGGAACUUGAAAGUGUCACACAGGAUAGUGAUGAAAAGCAAUCUGAACGGAACAAAGAAAGAGUAACGGAAAACAAAAGAGAGGAAGAAUGUGAAGAUGACUUUGUGGAGACUGUUCGUACAGAGAAUUGUAAUGAUGGGGUUGUUGCUUCAAAUAUAAUGGUUGACGAAACUGGGGAUCAGGAACAAGUUAUAGAAGAUUUCACUGAAAAGGAGGGCGACAAGAAUGAAAAACAGGCCGGACUGAAAGGGGAUGAUUUUCAAUUGAUGGAUACGAUUAAUGGAGAGCGUGCAAAUGGGAAAAUGGAAGGCUCCAAAGACGCGCUGAAUAGAGUGGUAGAUGGAAAUGUGCAACGUGCAUUCGUGACGCAAAAUGCUAGUGAAGAGUGUGACGAAAUGAGAGCGGAAAAUGUAGAACUUGACUCACAGAAUGCUGUUGAAGAGACGUUUAAUGUUGAACAUGGGAAUAGUGGAAAUGAAGCUGAGAAUUUCAGCUAUGACACAGCUAUGAAAUCUUACGAAGAAUACAGUAAAGUAGCCUCUACUAACGAAGUGAGAAAGGAAAAUGUAGAACUUGAAGUCGUUACACAGAACCCUACUGAAAAGACGUCGAAUUUUGAACAAAAGAAAAGUGGAGAUAAAGGUGUUGAAGAUAUGUCCGUUGAAGACGUGGAUACGUUUGUCAGGAAUGAAACAGCUGAGGAGUGUACUAACCUUGGACUGGAAAAUGAAAGAGGGAAAAAAUUCAUGGGGAAUGUUGAUGCAUUGGUGAAAAAUGUCGAUGGAGGUGGUGUGGAUUGUGGCAAUGAAGAAGAAGUGGUCACAAUAGAUUCAGCUGCAAACACAGGUGAACGACAAAACGGAACAAAAACGAAAGAAGAUGCACCACAAAAAAAUGUUACUCAAGAUUUGGGUGAUUCGGUACUAAUAUCAGGUAACACAGCUGAAGAAAACGGGGAAGGAGAACUUUCAGCAAGAAAGAAAACCAAAAAGAACGAGGGAAAACUGGAAAUGAAUAAUGAUCAAUUGGCAACAAUUGUUCAUCAAGAACGUGUAGGCGAUCAAGUAAACAACUCUGAGAAUACCUUAGUGGAGGAAACUGUGCAACCUGAAUUGCUCACAAAGAAACCAAAUGAAAAGAAAACUAAGCACAAAAAGAAGCGGAAAGAAAGGAAUAAAUGCGAGUUAGUGAAAAAUGCUGCUAUAAAAUAUGUUGAUGAUCAUGCAUCAGUGGCAGGUGAAACUAUUGAAGGAGACGUGGAAAGUACUUUAGUCAUACGGGAUUGCAUUGCAAAUAACGAACCAAGAAAAAGGAAGAAGAAAAGAUUAAAGUUUAACGAAGAGAACCCCGUGGAAAGCUCUGUUGAACAGUUUGUAAGUGAUAAAAACCUGGUUUCAAAGAAAACAGAAAAAAAUAGUGGGAAACUUUAUGUCACACAGGAGUCUGGAGAGGAGCAAUCCGAAGAUGUCUUGGUAAGUGUUAAUGGGUUGGUAAAUGCCAUUGAUGAAACAGCAGCGUUCACGAAAUCAACGUCAAAAGAUGUGGAACAACGUCGUAAUGAAAAGAAAUCUAAACGUAAGAAGAAGAAGGAGACCGAAAACGAAAGAAUGGAUGAAGAUAGAGAUGACUUUGUGAAAGAUGGUUAUCAAGGAAGUUGUGAUAAUGGUGUAAUAGCAUCAAAGGGAGUGGCGGAGGAAACCAUUGCUCGUUUUUGUGAAGAUGAACGAGAAGAGGAAGACAAAAAAGGGAAGGAUAAGAAAAGGAAACUUUCUCACGGUAAUGACGGAGAAGGAAAUCAUGUUGAUCACAUAGAGAAAAAGAAAAAGAGGAAAACCGAAGAAAAGAGGAAAAGUAGGGAAAAGAAAGGAGAAAGUGAAACUGAAAGGAUACCGGCACUUUUAAAUCUUGGAAAAGCUGAAUCGCUCGAUGACAGCGGCUACAGUGAAAAUUUACGUACUGUGUUCAAACCGAGUCAUCCACGUGCGACAGAAGAAAGCCAUUCGGUGACGGAAUCAACUGGGUCCCAAAAAAAGAAAGACAAAGCCAGCGUUAAGGCUGCAGCUGAUCAAGGUACUGGAAAGAAAAAAUCCAAGACGCUGUUUUCUCUUUUGGACCUAGCAUUAGAUGAUACUGCGGGCCCGAAACACUCAAGUACCCCGUCCAACCUUAAGACGCCCUUGAGCGAGGGAAGAUCAUUUAGCGAAAUAAGAAGACACUUUCGAGAUAAGCCUAAAGGAUUUUUACGUGUAGUUCAAAAUAGAAAAAGAUCUACACCCAUUAGAACAUCAAUAACUAUGCGCAAACCGCGGACCGAACCCAGAAGGAACUUUAACCGAGAAAAAGUAAAGGGCGUGAUACCCAGUAAUGUCAGUUUUGAUCAAGCCUUGGAGGACUACCUUUGGGAAACGUAACCAGAUUGUAUUUCUCGCGUCACGAAACCGAUCGGUUGGCGCAACCUUCAAGGUGUAGAUAUCGCACUGAAUUUUGGACUUCGUGGUAAAUAAGGACUCAAGUAAUCCGGUUAACUUUCUCAUCGCGUUUAACAGAAUAUGUGUGGACAGCUAUGCAACGAUCUGCUGAGAGCGCCAUUUCCUUUAACAAGUGCUUGAAAGGAUUUACCACUUUGGAAGUGAUGUUCCUGAGAAAAAGUUUCCUUUUCACCUUCUUUUCAUGGAUGUUGCAAGGGUUUCCAGUGCAAACUCCGGAAACCUUUUCAUUGCCUAAAAUGUAUAGUUUUCAUGUUAGUAAGUGUACAAAGAUGUAAGUAGUGUUGGGAAAAAAAAUGAUAUUUCUGCGAGAAUGCGUCUAAAACCCUAUUCACACCAGCAUAACAUAUUUAGCUAAAACCACUUGUAACUGAAUGAAAACCUGAAAUACCAUAGUCUUUAAGUAAUCACUAACUUGUAUUUUGAAAGCGCUUUACGACGACGAUUAGUACUUUGAACAACUUCUAUAGAACAAAACAGCUUUAAAACAUGUUCAGGCUUUGGUGUGGUGGGGUAUUUUACGGUUUUGUCUCUGAUCAUGUUGAGAUAUUGCAAAUAGUUCAUUUUGUACCUAGAAAAACCAGCUCUUCUAUCUACGGUGAUCACGAAUUUUUUGUGAAAUUUCGGGCUGUGUAGAUGAGAUAACUGCUCGGAACUAAACGGCUUGUCCGCUUAAAGUAGAGUCUCGUGUCUUUUACCUCGUAGCCUUUACUAAGAAGUAAAAUUUUUACUGGGCGAAGGUCCUCUUUGGAAAGUGUUUACUUUUUAAAACGAUUCACGACCUCAUGGAGGUGGAAGUUCUCUCCUUUUUUUAUGUUACAUAAUGUAAUUGUGCUCUCUGGAAAUAAAAGGUUGAGAUUUA